Messenger RNA from Rhizophagus irregularis DAOM 181602=DAOM 197198, 596 nucleotides. The record is from RefSeq and is a predicted model, not a curated record. Lineage: Eukaryota; Fungi; Glomeromycota; Glomeromycetes; Glomerales; Glomeraceae.
GAGUUUGAUGUACCUAGGACCGAUCAAGACCUUCGUGAAAUGCUUCGGCUGUUCGUGUCAAAAAGCAGCUUCAAAGAUUACUGUACUCAUUGAGACUCCCUCGAAGCCCUUCAACGAAGUGAUGAUCUGAACCCUAACAUUAACGUGUAUCCCGUUUUGUGGAUGUGUCGACACAAAGAAUGAGGAAUAUAAAGAAGCGUUGCGUAAAUUUGGAGACUCGAGUUGCAACAACUCCUAUCGACGUAUCCCAUGAGGCCACCAAAAGUAUCUACUCGUAUACUUAUCUCGUCUCUGCAACUUACCCGUUCAAGGAUCAAGUCAAGUUACAAGAGAAGCUGAUUGAGGGAAAAAAUGGGUGUGGGAAUCUUGACUAUGGUAUUGAAUCAUGUACGACCGGGAGAAUUAUCGGUCUAAUUGAGGUCAAAAAAGAUGACUUUAAGCAGGGUUUCGCAGAAGCUAUCGUACAAUUGGAUUCAUCACUAGGUCGUAAGCGCAAAGCAAAUGAAAUGGAUGAUGGACAUGGGUUUGACAAAGUAUGGGGGAUCGUAACAGAUGCGGAGAAAUGGUACUUUCAUGGAAUGUACGCAAGACGCUGA